GGAAGCAGAAAGGAGAUGACUGCCAGCACUGUCCUCCUGCUCUUCAUCCUCUCUCACACCGGCAGCAGGGCAGAGAAUGCAGAGGAGCGGCUGGUGAACUACCUCUUGGGUCCAGAGCGCUACAACAAACUGAUCAGACCGGCUGUCAAUAAGAGCCAACAGGUCACCAUCUCCAUACAGGUGUCUCUGUCGCAGCUCAUCAAUGUAAAUGAGAGGGAACAGAUAAUGACUACCAACUUGUGGCUGUUUCAGGAGUGGAACGACUACAGGCUUAGAUGGGACCCAGAGAAGUACGAGGGCAUCAAGAAACUACGAAUACCAUCCAAACACAUCUGGCUUCCUGAUAUAGUUCUCUACAACAAUGCUGAUGGCGUGUACGAGGUUUCCUUCUAUUGCAAUGCUGUGGUCUCCAACACAGGAGACAUCUUCUGGCUUCCUCCGGCCAUCUACAAGUCGGCCUGCGCCAUCGAGGUGCAGAACUUCCCCUUCGAUCAGCAGAACUGCACUCUCAAGUUUCGCUCCUGGACCUAUGACCACACUGAACUCGAUCUGAUUCUCACAAGCGACUUUGCGAGCCGUGAUGACUUUACUCCGAGUGGAGAGUGGGAUAUCGUCUCACUCCCGGCGCGCAAAAAUGAGGACCCCAAUGACAUCACCUACCUGGAUAUCACCUAUGAUUUUGUGAUCAAGAGGAAGCCGCUGUUUUACACCAUUAACCUGAUCAUCCCAUGUGUGCUGAUCACGUCGCUGGCUAUCCUGGUGUUCUACCUGCCAUCAGAUUGCGGGGAGAAGAUGACGCUGUGCAUCUCCGUGCUGCUGGCACUCACUGUGUUCCUGCUGCUGAUAUCAAAGAUAGUGCCACCCACCUCUCUGGCAGUGCCACUCAUAGGUAAAUACUUGAUGUUCACCAUGGUGCUGGUCACUUUUUGCAUUGUGACCAGUGUCUGUGUCCUCAAUGUGCAUCACCGCUCCCCAUCCACUCAUCACAUGCCCGACUGGGUCAAACGCUUCUUCUUAGUCCGCCUCCCUGCCUUCCUCUUCAUGAGGCGUCCAGGAUCUUCCAACGUCCGUGAUAAACUCCGCAGGAAGUAUGCCAACCGGAGUACCGUCGGGAAAAACAAUUCCCAAAGCGGCACAGACAAGAGGCAGUAUUCAAACAUCAGACUCGGUGGGAUCCGAACAGAUGCCGACUCUAUCUAUGUGAAUGAGGACUUGGCACACAAGUUUUGCUGGAAGGUGGAUGACAUCCCAGAUGCAGGUGGUGGGUUUUCAGACUUCCGGAAGCCUUUGGCUGUUCAGUGGGAUGCAGAUGUGGAGGAGGCAGUGGAUGGAGUAAGAUACAUCGCUGAACAUAUGAAGACAGAAGAUGACGAUGAAGGGAUCAUAGAAGACUGGAAGUACGUAGCUAUGGUGAUAGACCGUCUGUUCCUGUGGAUCUUCAUCCUGGUGUGUGUGGUGGGAACUCUGGGGCUCUUCAUGCAGCCGCUGUUUCAAAGCUAUAACACUCCCGCAGCUGAUGACACAGAGUAUGGAGAUUUCUAA
Anoplopoma fimbria (sablefish) is the source of this 1542-nucleotide messenger RNA. It is a transcript of the gene chrnb5a, whose product is annotated as cholinergic receptor, nicotinic, beta 5a. NCBI's taxonomy places the organism in Eukaryota, Metazoa, Chordata, Actinopteri, Perciformes, Anoplopomatidae. Gene Ontology annotation, molecular function: transmembrane signaling receptor activity; acetylcholine-gated monoatomic cation-selective channel activity. Gene Ontology annotation, cellular component: synapse; postsynaptic membrane; neuron projection. The coding region runs from base 16 to 1542 and encodes 508 amino acids. Gene Ontology annotation, biological process: regulation of membrane potential; monoatomic ion transmembrane transport; nervous system process. The record is from RefSeq and is a predicted model, not a curated record. The transcript is spliced from 8 exons.